Molecule: messenger RNA, 3894 nt
Organism: Mobula hypostoma (lesser devil ray)
Lineage: Eukaryota; Metazoa; Chordata; Chondrichthyes; Myliobatiformes; Myliobatidae
Product: centrosomal protein of 72 kDa-like
Exons: 22
Coding region: 104-2851 (915 amino acids)
Source: RefSeq, a predicted model, not a curated record
CAGACCUGUCCGUGCAGCUGAGAGAAAUCCUGACAAAUUUGCCUUCAUUUCACAAGAACAAUAUGAGACAUCAGAAGUAGAUAAAAGGGAGGAGAGUCGUAAGAUGAAGAAGGUCUUCAGUUAUGACACAGAUGAGCAGAAUUACAUGAAUCGAGCACAGAUGUGCAAGUGGGAUGGAGCGUCUAAUAAUCAAAGUGAUCUAAGACCUGUCUGUGCAACUGAGAGAAAUCCUGACAAAUUUGCCUUCAUUUCACAAGAACAAUAUCAGACAUCAGAAGUAGAUAAAAGGGAGGAGAGUCAGCAGAAGAAGAAGGUCUUCAGUUAUGACACAGAUGAGCAGAAUUACGUAAAUCGAGUACAAAUGUGCAAGUGGGAUGGAGCAUCUAAUAAUCAAAGUGAUCUCAGACCUGUCCGUGCAACUGAGGGUAAUCCUGACAAAUUAGACUUCAUUUCACAAGACCAAUGUGAAACAUCAAAAGUAGAUAAAAGGGAGGAGAGUCAGCAGAUGAAGAAGGUCUUCAGUUAUGACACAGAUGAGCAGAAUUACGUGAAUGGAGCACAGAUGUGCAAGUGGGAUGGAGCAACUAAUAAUCAAAGUGAUCUCAGACCUGUCCGUGCAGCUGAGAGAAAUCCUGCCAAAUUUGCCGCCUUUUCACAAGAACUAUAUCAGACAUCAGAAGUAGAUAAAAGGGAGGAGAGUCAGCAGAUGAAGGUCUUCGGUUAUGACACAGAUGAGCAGAAUUACAUGAAUCGAGCACAGAUGUUGAAGUACGAUGUAGCAUCUAAUAAUCAAAGUGAUCUCAGACCUGUCCGUGCAACUGAGGGAAAUCCUGACAAAUUUGCCUUCAUUUCUCAAGAACAAUAUGAGACAUCAGAAGUAGAUAAAAGGGAGGAGAGUCAGCAGAUGAAGAAGGUCUUCAGUUAUGACACAGAUGAGCAGAAUUACGUGAAUCGAGCACAGAUGUGCAAGUGGGAUGGAGCAACUAAUAAUCAAAGUGAUCUCAGACCUGUCCGUGCAGCUGAGAGAAAUCCUGACAAAUUUGCCUUCGUUUCACAAGAACAAUAUGAGACAUCAGAAGUUGAUAAAAGGGAGGAGAGUCAGCAGAUGAAGAAGGUCUUUGGUUAUGACACAGAUGAGCAGAAUUACGUGAAUGGAGCGCAGAUGUGCAAGUGGGAUGGAGCAACUAAUAAUCAAGGUGAUCUCAGACCUGUCCGUGUAGCUGAGAGAAAUCCUGCCAAAUUUGACUUCAUUUCUCAAGAACAAUAUGAGACAUCAGAAGUAGAUAAAAGGGAGGAGAGUCAGCAGAUGAGGAAGGUCUUCAGAUAUGACACAGAUGAGCAGAAUUACGUAAAUCGAGUACAAAUGUGCAAGUGGGAUGGAGUACCUAAUAAUCAAAGUGAUGUGAAAACAAAUACCAAAUACAGGUACUGUAGGAGUAUCGAUGAGGAUGACAGUAGCAGCAUUCACCGAUCAAGAAUGCUUUCUGCCAGCCAAAUGCCGCAUUAUGGAACAUCAUCUGCUCACUGCCUUGUUGAUCGACAACAAUUAUUAUCACCCAGCAACUCUCUAACGUCUGUUCGUACAACUUGUUCAAAGAGAAGCUUUACUGACAGAAAGGAAACUGAACAUUUGAGAAGUGAACAAAAUCAGAUUCAUCCCAGUGAAGAUGGUUACAGAAAUUAUCAACCACCAGUCCAAUCCUCUUUCUGUUCUUUGGAGAAGAAUGUUUGUAAUCCAUCCAGGGAAAGAUUGAGAGUUACAUUUUCAGAUGAAAUUCCGAUUAAAAACAAUAAGCUAAGCGGUAGAAGUACCCCUGAAGAUGAUAAUGCCAGCUGUCACAAAUCAAGAAUGCCUUCCACCAGCCAAAUGCCACACCAAGAAACAUCAUCUUGUGAUCAACAAAGUGGAGCAUCAGCUGGCUUUACUGAGCACAUCAAUACAGAAAUUACAGGCAAUAAGAGUUCAGAAAGACAAUCAAAAUUAACCAGAGCCAACAUGGAAUAUAUUGACAAGAGAUUGGAAGCGACAAAAACAAGCAGUUUAAAUUCUUUGCAGUCAAGUUAUAAUGGAAAGACAACUCUGCAUAAAUUGCCUGAAGUAGAUCAAAGUGGUGAUUAUAAUCCUCGAAUUCCAUUGGGGCUCAGAUCUGGCAGCUCUGCAAACGUUUCCCCACACUUGCAGAAUUUACUUGAUCUGGUGGACCGUCACUGGAGUGGUUCAAAUUCACUCCACACAAACCAGAGGUUCCUUAACUCUGCUGAAGAACUGCUCUUCAAUGCGCUGGACACAUUGGCCAUUUCAAAAAUUCAAAGCCAGGAACAAAAGGAUAAAGUGUUAACAGAAGAAAGCAGAUCUCUGCAGACCAGAACAGCGUCUGGUCUAGACACUGCAAAGUUCCCUCGUAUUAAACAUGAAUUAACUCAGAAAGAGGAUGAUUUGGAAUCAUUAAAUGGAAAGUUUGAAAAACUGAUCGAGGAAAACAACAAGCUACAUUCUCAGUUAAAGAGCUCAGAACUUGUGAAUUUUGCUGAACUUCAACAACGCAACAAGGAACUUCACAGAGAAAAUGAUAGACUAAAUUUGGAAGCAGAAUAUUUGCAUCAGCAAUAUGAAGACUACAUUAAAUUACAGGACACUGUCUCGAUGUUACAAGAGAGUCAUAGAGCCAUUAUAUCCUCAAAUAAUUAUUUAAAAGAGCUGCUGAACGCAAGUUCUACUCGCCAGAGGACAGAUAUGUCAGAUCUUGACUCUCGGCACACAGAAGCAUUGAGCAAACUGUCAGCUUCAGGAAUCUUAGAUCAACCCUCAUCGCUCAAAUACAGCCAGCAUAGAGAUAGAGAUAUACUGUAAUGAAAGUGCAUUUGGUACAGGAACUCAUUUUAGUCAUGUAACUUCAUGAAAAAUAUGCAAUUCUAAAUAAAUUAAUCUUUGUUGGAAAUUGUACAUGAGCAAAUCCUAAAUUAUUUUUAGUACAAAUAAAACCUUUUAUCAAAAUUUAAAGUUAGUCUCCAAUAAAUAUGCCAUGUUAAUAUAAAGGUGGAAUAAGGAAUAUAAAAGUGGAUAAGUCUCCAGGUCCGGACAAGAUAUUCCCUAGGAGCUUGAGGGAAGUUAGUGUGGAAAUAGCAGGGGCUCUGACAGAAAUAUUUCAAAUGUCAUUAGAAGCAGGGAUGGUGACAGAGGAUUGGUGUAUUGCUCAUGUGGUUCCAUUGUUUAAAAAGGGUUCUAAGAGUAAACCUAGCAAUUAUUGGCCUGUGAGUUUGACGUCAGUGGUGGGUAAAUUGAUGGAAAGUAUUCUUAGAGCUGGUAUAUAUAUUUAUCUGGAUAGACAGGGUCUGAUUAGGAACAGUCAACAUGGAUUUGUGCGUGGAAGGUCAUGUUUGACAAAUCUUAUUGAAUUUUUUGAUGAGGUUACUAGGAAACUUGACAAGGAUAAAGCGGUGGAUGUUGUCUAUUUGGACUUCAGUAAGGCCUUUGACAAGGUUCCACACGGAAGGUUAGUUAGGAAGGUUCAAUCGUUAGGCAUUAAUAUUGAAGUAGUAAAAUGGAUUCAGCAGUGGCUGGAUGGGAGAAGCCAGAGAGUAUUGGUGGAUAACUGUGUGUCAGAUUGGAGGACGGUGUGUAGCGGUGUGCCUCAGGGAUCUGUACUGGGUCCAAUGUUGUUUGUCAUAUAUAUUAAUGAUCUGGAUGAUGGGGUGGUAAAUUGGAUUAGUAAGUAUGCAGAUGAUACUAAGAUAGGUGGAGUUGUGGAUAAUGAAGUAGGUUUUCAAAGCUUGCAGAGAGAUGUAAACCACUUAGAAGAGUGGGCUGAAAGAUGGCAGAUGGAGUUUAAUGCUGAAAAAUGUGAAGUGCUACAUUUUGGUAGGACUAAUCAAAAUAGGAGAUACAUGGUAAAU